CAAAUCCUCAUCGAAAUGUCGGAUUCCGAGGGCACCGCCGUUGCAUCACCGCAAGACCAAACCUCCGCCAUGGAGCCCGAAUCCGAACAGCAGAAGCACCACGACGCACCAGCUCACAAAGAGAAGCCCAGCGUCCACACCUCCUUCAGCAUAUGGCCGCCGACCCAGCGCACCCGCGACGCCGUCGUCAACCGCCUCAUCGAGACCCUCACCACGCCCUCCCCUCUCUCCAAGCGCUACGGCACCAUGACUGCCGACGAGGCUUCCGACACCGCCCGCCUCAUCGAGGAGGACGCCUUCGCCGCCGCCGGUGGCUCCGCCGCUACCGAGGAGGACGGGAUUCAGAUCCUGCAGGUUUACUCCAAGGAGAUCAGCAAGCGCAUGCUCGACAGCGUCAAGUCCAGGAACGCGGCUGCUUCCCCUGCUCAAAACGGCGCCGCGGAGCCCGAGACUGCGAGCUCUGCGGUGGACCCCACCGCUGCCGCCGCCAGUGAGGAUGCUAUGGCCGAAGAGUAAUGAUCUAUCCAUGUGUGUUAGGUCACUCUAAGCUUCGUAUUAGGGCUUUCAUAUCGAGAUCUAUUCGUAUUUAUCAUGGAUUUCUUGUGAUGCCUGUAUACUUAAUGACGUCCUAAAUAUUUAAACUUUGGUAAUUUCGCAUUGCGCUUCAAUGUUCCGUGGAUUAUAUUAUCUGGAUUUCUGUUGUGAGUAUU
Molecule: messenger RNA, 710 nt
Organism: Pyrus x bretschneideri (Chinese white pear)
Lineage: Eukaryota; Viridiplantae; Streptophyta; Magnoliopsida; Rosales; Rosaceae
Product: MFP1 attachment factor 1-like
Exons: 1
Coding region: 16-516 (166 amino acids)
Biological process (GO): mitotic cell cycle; lateral root development
Source: RefSeq, a predicted model, not a curated record